Messenger RNA from Cyphomyrmex costatus, 2010 nucleotides. RefSeq lists its product as uncharacterized. Gene Ontology annotation, molecular function: GTPase activator activity. The record is from RefSeq and is a predicted model, not a curated record. NCBI's taxonomy places the organism in Eukaryota, Metazoa, Arthropoda, Insecta, Hymenoptera, Formicidae. Gene Ontology annotation, biological process: signal transduction.
UCCGAGUUUGGGAGGAGAGCGUGACGUUCCUUUUGCUGCAAGAAGCGAAGAGCCCAAAGUGAAUAGUGCUCGCAUGUCAUUGCCAUUAGAUUUUGUAGUACAAUGAGCAGCUGGACAGAGAGAAUGCAUCGACGCGCUGCUACGUUGGGAAAUGUUGUAACUAGCUGCGGACAUCCCUCCUCAGAGCCUCCGCACCCGAGACGCCUGGAAAAGGUCAAGUUUGGUGCACCCCUGAACGAAGUGUGCAAGAAUGAUAUUCCUGGCCCAUUACUGGUCCUUAUAUUGAAAUUGAACAAGGAAGCUCCACUCAGAAAAGACAUCUUUCGGGCACCUGGCCACCAAGGUAACAUGAAGAAACUGGUACACUUCCUGCAAACUGGACAUCUGGUUAACAUGGACAAUUUCAGCGAUUACACGAUAGCUAGCGUUCUAAAGAAGUUCUUGCGCAAAAUACCUGGUGGAAUAUUCGGUAAAGAGAUGGAGCAACAACUGUUUACCAUAAUCCAACUAGAUAGUGUAGAACAACAACGGGACCAGAUACACAGAUUAAUUACUUCCAUGCCGAUAUAUACGCAACGAUUACUGGUACUGCUGUUUGGAACAUUCAGAAUAGUAGCAGUAAAUUGCGAGCGAGCGCACACGGGGAUGACCAGCGAGGCCCUAGGGGUGUCCGUGGCACCCUCGUUCUUUCAUAGUUGCGUCAGCGACGGCAAGACUGCUAAAAUGGAGGAUGUUCUCAGAUUUAAGAUUGCCACCCGCAUCACUAAGUUCAUGAUAGACAACUUCGGCGUUUCCAAUCUGUUCGGAAGGGACAAUUAUGAAUAUUACGCGCGUAUAACCGGCCGAAUAUUAAAAGUGGAGGAAGAUUGGAUCUUCAGUUUCCGAUAUCCGCCGGAUACUCUCGUAUCGAGACAGCUGUCGCUGGAGGCUGAAAAAUCGUGGUUGCAAUACGAGUGCGAAAAAUGGGGAUUGAAGUUGAAUUUAGAAUGUAUGUCGCAUCAAGAGGAAUCGCAGUCAACUCCGGCGUUGAUUCACGUGCCGGAGACCGUGAAUCUCGCGUCAUCAUUAGGCAUGAUUCCAGAAAACACUUUACUCGAGAGUUACACACGUCUUUCAGUGAGCUUAGAAGAAAAUGGCUUGUUCCAGCUACCCAGUCGUUCGUCUAGUAAUGGCAGUCAACAUUCUAAGCAUGGGAUAUUGGGUAUGACUCUGGACGAGCUUCGCGCGGUGAAUCGCUACGCAGAGAGCACUAAAAGUCUCAGCUACCUACCGCAGGUUCAUGAGAGGCAAGCCGCACGAAUGCGAACUAGAUCUGAAUGGUUUCUCACGCCUGUAGUUACCGCCGACAGUGAUCCCUCGGCGAUACACAUUUUGCGUUCCAAUCGGUCUUCCUCCGGCAAUAUUGCUACGGGUUUGAGUGCCAGCGCGGAAUCGGUGAAGCGGCCGAGUCUUCGAAGAACUUCUUCCAGGGAGAAGCAACGUUGGCAUCGCAACUCGUCUCGUCGCAACAAAGAAAACGGCACUAAAGGAGCGGGCCGCUCGGCUACAGCGGCCGCGGCAGCGAUGGUGACGGAGGCGUCCAAGUCGCGUUCCCUAGAGACGAUCAAGAACGUGAAGAUCGUGCGCGUGAUGGUGGCGGAUCAGCAACAGCCAGCGACCGAGAAGAUGAUGGACAGCAGCCACAACGAUAUCUUCGAGGAACACGCGAGCAAAGAGACGCGCGUGCCAUCGCGCACCAGCGGCGAUGGUGUCAUUGGGCCACAGGAUUGCACGGAGAUGGACGUGAAAACUGUACUCGAUGUCAUCAUUUCGCGACUGAGGGAUGAAGGAGAAGGAAGAGGAGAACGAAGAGGAGCAAGAGUGCCGAGUAGAGGAAAAAAGACGCAAGCCCAAAUGAGAAGACACACAAUCAGGAAUAGCAGCAGCUUCGUGCGAAAGCUGUCCCAGCCGACCAAAAUCACCCUCGGUGGCAUGCGUCUUUCCGUCGUCGCUGCGGAGAACUGAAAAAUA